AAUAACAAGAAUUAAUAAAAAAUAUGCAAUUCCAAAAUAUAUAUAAAAAUAAUUAAAACAUGGAUAAUACGGAAUUAUUAUUCUUUGAUACAUUUUCACAUGAUAUUUCUGAAGAACUUAAUUUGGAUUUAGUUCAAUUCCCAAAACCUGUUUAUAUAAGUGAAGUUAGAAUUAUUCCAUUAGGUGCUAGAGUACAAGCUGAUUUUCCUGGAGGUGUUCGUCUAGGGGCCACAAAUCCGUCUCAAUUUGAAAUUGAAUUUUUUGUAAAUGAUUUAAGUAAGCCUGGUGCUUCUACAUUUGAAUCUCUUGGAGAAUUGGAAUAUAAACAAAAUAUUCAUAUUCAAUUAGAAUGUGAAAGGAAACAAAUACCAACAGAUGGAUUAGUACUUAGGGGCUGGUAUACUACUAUUACUUUAGCAGUAUAUGGAACAUUAACUAAAUCUUUAAAUAAUCCUCAAGAAGUUGUUAGUUCAGCUGCUGGUUCUGCAACUUGUGUUACUGGAUUAGAAGAAGUGGUAGAAAAUACUACUCAAAUAUCAGAACAACAAUCUGAGUGGUAUUAUGAAAAUCAAGCACAAACAAACUCAAAUGAAACAUGUGUUGCUGCAACACCUCCUCCUCCUAUACAACCAAUUCAAAUAGUAGAAUCAUCCAGAAAUUCAAUCUCAGAUACUGGAAAAACAGAAGUGAUUCAUUGGGAAGAAGAUGCUACAACUAAUACUUUAAAAUCUACAAAACGUCCUUCUUCACCUCCUUCUGAAUCUUUAGUAUCUUUAAGUCCUGAAUCCAUAUCUGCUGAAGAAGAAGAAGGAGAACAAGAUGGUGCUGAUCAUGAAACAGGAGAACCUUUUGAACCUAUAUUAUCUGAUGAAGAUAUAAUGGCAGAUGAUAUACCACCUACUACGGAAUAUGAAUGUGAAAAUAUACAGCUAAAUAAUAUUUAUUCUUUAACACCACCUGAUUUAUUGGAUUUGGAAGAAUCAAUGAAUAUCACUGAAGAAUACCAUAUUAACAAAGAAAUGUUGGAUAAAAUUCAUGAAAUAUUUCAAUCUAUAUCAAAAUCAGUUUUACAUUUUAAUAAUGCCUCAGGUCAGGAAAAAGAGGCAUUUGUUCAUAAUUGCGAAUCGUUAUGUGCAAUACUUACUCCUUUUCAUUUGAAUAAUACAGAUUUUAAUGAUUUGACCAAUAUUGUAAAUGCUGGCUUAGAUAUGGAUCUUGCUCGUGCUCAACCUCAACCAGCUUAUAAAGUUCGUCAUGUUAAAGUUGGUGUACGAUUAGCGGAAACUUUGUGUAAACUUCCACAAGGUCCAGAAAUACUAUUAAAAGUAGAUGCACCUUAUAAAUUAUUAGCAUUAUGCAUGCGCGAAAAUGUAGCACUUCCUGUGAAACUUUCCGCUCUUCGUACACUGGAUGCCGCAUUAAUAAGUCCAAUAAUUGUUAAAGAAUUUCUUAAAUCAAAAAAUAAUUUAUAUAAAAAUGCUUUAAUGAUGUUAGAUACAGCAAAAUUAGCAAGAUUAAAAUAUGCUUUAUGUUCAUUAUUACGGAAAGUACAUACAUAUGAAUUUCUUAGUGAAAUGAAAGAAAUUGAUGAAUUGGCUAUCAUUGAAUUAACAAAUACAUAUAUAUGUUCACCCACAUUAAUGGCUCAACCAAAACGUCAGCUUCCUGCUGGAGCUCAAAUGGAAUUUGAACGAGAAUAUAAUAGAAAUCCUCAAUGUCAUUUAAUAGCAUAUUUUGAGUAUCACAAACUGCUGUAUCAUAUUUUAUUUGCUCUUACUUCUCCAAAAUCGGAUUUAAGUUUAAUUAAAGCUGCUCGACGUUUUCUUUUACGUAUUUCUGAUACUAAAGAAGGUUUAUUGUAUUUAUUAAAAGAACCAGAAAUUACCAAAUUAAUUUUAAAAGCUCUAAAAUGUGAUUUACCUGGAGCAGGAUCAAUUUUAGGUUGGCGAUUGCAAGUUGUACAAUGUUUAUUACAUUUGAAAUAUCAACCUUCAGAUUGGAUAGCUUUAAAAAAACUUCAUUCUUUUUUAAUAUAUUCUAAUGGUUUACAAGCUAUAAUAACAAUACUUCCUAUAGGAGAAUUCAUUGAUAUUUUAAUUCCUUAUCUUUCUGAUCCAAAUCUGUGUGAAUUUUCUGCAGAAAUUAUUUCAGCAACAAUUCGUUAUUCUGAUCGAAUAGAGAUAUUUCAAAACCGUGCUACAAUUAUUUUAGAAAAAUCACGAACUCAAGCAGUUUUAAAAGAUGUUACAUCAUAUUUAAGUACAGCUGCACAGCCAUCUCAUUGGAAUUAUGGAGAUGUUUCUCCACUAGUCACAUGUAUUAGGAAAAAUGCAGAUAAAGCAGCUUAUCUUCCAGGACAGUUAAUUACAGCAUGUAGAAUUUUAUAUUAUCUUGUUUUUCCUUCAAAUAAUGAUAUAGAUCCAAUGGAACCUUAUAUUGAACUAAAAUACAGAAAUGCAUUAACUCAAUUAUUUGCUGCUGAUGGUUUAACAGCUCUUAUUGCAGUUAUGGCAAAUAUUUCUGAAUUCUAUGAACAACCAUUUUUACAUCGUGCAGCCUUAACAGGUAGAAGAGGUUUAGCACUAGUUGCAUUACUCCUUCCAUGUAUAAGAUUAACAAGAGCAUUAUUAGAACGUCUUAUGAAAUGUAUGGCUACAGAUUUUAAAGAUUUAACAGCUGUGAUUCCAUUACUUGGUGUUUAUUCAUUAGUAGAAGCUAUUCCUUCUAUUCAAAUUGUCCAAACUUUGUCUGAAGAAAUAGUAGGAACACUUUUAGUAUUUACACAGGCUGUGGAUUCAGAUGGAUCAGGAAAUGUAGCAAAAUCAUUAUGGACACAAAUGUUAGGUGAAGUUCUCAAAAUGGUUUCUUUAAGUCCAUGUAAUUUUAUACCAGGAUUGAAACUUUUAACGAGACUUUUACCACCAGUUUUAACUUUGAAAGAAACAAUGACUGAAGAUGCUACUCGAAUUUUAGGUGUUAGAAAAUUAUGGUCUGCUCAUUUACAAGCACAAGCUAAUAAUUUAACUGAAACAUUGCGGUUACUUUGCGCCAGUUGGAAUAAAGAUUUACUAAUUCUUCUUUCAAAAGUAUGCAAGCAAUUAAGUGAUUUAGCAGCACCUACAGCAUUACUUGUAGGUAGAUGUUUAUUAGAUGGUAUAAUAGCUGCCACACCAUUAGAAAAUAAUGUUUUAAUUCUUACUUUACUUAGCGAACUUGCAAGACAUGCACCUAUGAAGGCUACUUUAUUAACUUUAACUAGCCCUGCAUCUAGAGCACAGGUUAAAUCUGAUCAAAAAUAUCCACCUGUUAUUGAAAUGAUGUGCACAGCACUUAAAAAUACAAACGAUAUUAGAAUACAAUAUGAAAUUCUUGAUAUCUUUGAAACAUUAUGUGAUUAUACAUUAAGUCUUAUGCAAGAAGACAUUAGUGAACCAUUUGAAAAAAGACUUACACAUUCAGUACCAAGUAAAGAACCACUUUUAUCUAUUUUAACUGUAUUAAUUGAUAUAUUAGCAACUAGUACGAAAUUUGAAGUUGAGAUAUUACAAAGUACACUUCGUAUACUUUUAUCUCUUAUUAAUCAUAAUUAUGGUUUAUAUCAUGUAAAAAGUUGUUUAGAAAAUAAUCCUGAUGCAUUACGAUCAUUAUUAGAUCAUAUUUCGGCUUUAGAAAAGCCAGAAAUUCAACUUAUUGUGGAUUCAACUAUAAUGUUUUUAGAAAAUUUAAUUACAUCUGAAUCACAAGGAAGAUCUUUAUAUCUACGUAUACAACAAUUAUCAGCUUUAAUAUUAUGGGAUAAAAAUGAUCAUCCUUUGGAAAAAAUAAAACGUGCACAAGAAUUAGUUGAAAUCUUAAAAUCUGCAGAAGAUAAAGAAGAAAAAGAACCAAUUCCAGAAAUGUUAGAGCCAUUAUUACCAACUCCUGAAGCUUUGUUGAAUCAAUUUUCUCAACGAUGUUUGGGUACACCAGAUCUUGCUUUUAAACGCCCAAAAAAAUUUACAUUUAUGUGUCCAAAUCAAGCUCCAAAUGAAAAUACAAUAGAUUUAUUAGCACUUGCAGCUGAAUUACUUCCUACUGACUUUAAUUUAUUAUCAGAAGCUCAAAAUUUAUGUUCUAAGAUUCCACCUGAUGAUGCUACUCAACCACUACAAUCAAAAACUCAAACUGAUGAUCAAGAAUCUAGAGAUGUACAAAAACAAGCUAUAUCUCCUGUUUCUAAAAUAAAACAACCAUUUGUUACACCUAUGCGAGGUCGGACACAAUUUACUAAUUCUUUAAGAGGUGGUCCAGUAGUGGGUAGUGUAGGCAGAGGGGCAGAUCCAUUUAGAUCAAGACCACCAAACACUUCGCGACCACCAUCACUUCAUGUAGAUGAUUUCGUAGCAUUAGAAACAUGCGGAGCACAACCAACUGGACCUACAGGAUAUAAUAAAUUGAGUAUUCGUGGAACAUGUCCUUCACGUGCAAUCAACACAGGAACAAGAAGUCGCCCUUGGACACAAGAGACUCGCCCUCCUUAUCUUCGUUAACUUUAUUAAAAUUAUCUUUAUUGUCCAUUAA
Molecule: messenger RNA, 4560 nt
Organism: Apis mellifera (honey bee)
Lineage: Eukaryota; Metazoa; Arthropoda; Insecta; Hymenoptera; Apidae
Gene: vir
Product: protein virilizer
Exons: 6
Coding region: 60-4529 (1489 amino acids)
Cellular component (GO): RNA N6-methyladenosine methyltransferase complex
Molecular function (GO): RNA binding
Source: RefSeq, a predicted model, not a curated record